GUGACAUUGACUCGUUGAAAUUGAUGAUAGUUUUUAUUUAGACGUGGGUAAAUUAUUCGAAAAAUGUGCCCCGUGGGUGUCAGGAAUUCAUAAAACUAGCCAGGGUUGUCCUGCUUCAUUGACGCUUGAAUACAGCUGACGUGGGUACUGUUUGAGUUGCUUGUUCUCUCAUCAAUCAUUGUCUUGAAUUUGAUGCCUCACCCCAGCGCAGAUAGCAUGAUGAAUUCCCUUCUCGGUGGUGGCGGUUCUUCAUCUGGGAGUAUGGGGACGAAUCGCAUGAGUUCGUCCCAACAUCGAUCGAUUCUGGGUUUAAACUCCUCUACCUCAAGCAGCUCUUCUAGAGGCGGGAUGCAGAACGGCGCCAAGCAAGGGUCUUCGUCUUCUUCUAGGGACUACCAUAGUGCUGGCACAAGUACGAGAGCAGAAAAAGUCGCCUCGUCGUCCAGCAUUCGAGGAACACCUCAGCAACAGCAUUUUAGUAGCAGACCGGUGCCUCCGUUGCGAUUGCCAUGGAGCAAAAAGACCGGAAAUGACCCAGGAUCUGAGAUACCAUCUCCGAAGACACUAGCAGAUCACUUGGUCAUAGAACACGUAGCAGGCUUUGUGCUCAAAUUUGGGGACGCUGUGGAAUUUCGAAUGCGCUUACAUCCAGAGUGUAGUAUGGCAAAAAAUUGGAGUUCAAGCGACGUUACACUAGAUUUAUCUAGUAAGUUGUUCAUGUUAUGUUUUUCCUAAACCUCGUUUUCCUGAUGUCGUUAGAGUUAGAGAAAUUAGUGAUGAAAGGAUAUGCUAGCCUUUAAGUAGCUAUAGCUAGUUUUAAUAACCCUUCGAUAUGAUGGACCUUUCCUUUACACAUACUCGUACACGAAUGUAGCUAUUAUGUUUUAGUAGGGACGAUCAGAAACCAGCCGAGAAGCAGCAACAAGGAGCAUU
This is a messenger RNA of Amoebophrya sp. A25, 933 nucleotides long. The record is from the annotation of a GenBank genome assembly. Lineage: Eukaryota; Dinophyceae; Syndiniales; Amoebophryaceae.